AUGACUUCUGCCGAUUAUCAGAAGAAAGAGGGUGCUGUUCUAGCAUCUUUUGCAACUUUAUCUAUUUUACAGUUAAUUAAAGAUGCUCAACAAAAGCAUGGACUACGGCAUGGAGAUUACCAAAGAUAUCGAGGUUAUUGUGCUCGUCGUGUUCGAAGAAUUCGAAAAUCUUUGGGUUUCACUAACGUACAUAAAGGUAUUCCGAAGCACCCCGCAAAGUUUGUUUCUCGGAAACUCAUAUUCGACGCUGUAACUGAAGAAAGAUAUCUUUCAACACAGUUUAUUGUUAUUAAUAAAGUAACUGCAUUUGUUAGAUAUCUACAAAUAGCUGUUUUUGAUGCUGAAAGGAAUUGGUCAUAUGCAAUGCAACUAAAGCAAGAAGCUGGUGAAGAUAUACAUUCUAGAAAACGUUUCCAUAUGAUUGCAAAAUUGAGAAGAGCUGUAAAGCAUUCAUCAAAUCUUGAAAGUGUAACUAAGAGUUGUGAUCGUGUAGAUGCGGUUACUAAAUUGGAGUCACAAGCAUAUAGUUCAUGGAUGAAUGGGUGUCUUCAUUUUGAAUUAAAAAAGUGGAAAGGAGCUUUGGAAUACUUCAGAACUGCCAAGAAGAUAUACGAGAAUUUGGCUGCAGUUGUGGCACUUUCAGAUUUAAUGGAACUUUACAAAGCUAGAUGUCGAGAAAUACAGCCACAAAUGCGUUAUUGUGAGUUUAAUUGCGGUGAUGAUGCUAGUCGUGAUGCUGCCAUGUCAGAAAUGAUUAAUAUGAGGCUACAACUUGGUGAAGAAGGUGCUUUACAGGAUGACUUCGAUAAGCUAAUAGCAGAAUUGCGCACAAAGGCUACAAUGUGCCAUGCAAAGGAUAUUGAAUGGGGCAAUGAAAAGAUUUCUGUCACAAAUGAUGGUGUUAAAAAUCUUUUGCAAGCUCUUGAACAGUUUGACAAAGAACUUGCUCAAACUACAACAUAUGAAGAUAAGAUGACUCUUUAUGAGCAGUUGUUGGGUAAUAUCCGUGAUGUGAUACAAACCUUAAACGAGGAGCAGAAGAAAUUUGCUGGCAGUGGUAAAUCAAUUGACGGUCGUUCCAAUCAACUUAUCACUGUGUACUUAGAAUUUGUACGCCUUACUAGAACUAUUGAGCGAUACAUCAUGAUUAUUACACAUACAAGAGAACAAACAGAUAAGAAGGUGAAGCCACAAGAUCUGAUACGUUUGUGCGAUACAGUGAUCGAAAAUUGUUGUGAAAUUUUGGCACUUCCUGGCAUUUCAUUCAACAAAGAUUUAGAAGCAGUGUACAAAAUUAAAGCGGAAUAUUAUCGAGCAUUUAGAUGUUUUUGCAUGGCAGAAGCUUUCGUCAUAGUAUUAAAAUGGAAUGAAGCUGAUGCUCUAUAUGACCGAGCUGCAGAACGCAUUAAAAAUGCAUCAGAUAUGUUAAGUAAUGCAAAAGGGAAUUCUCUAAUUUUAGAAAGCGAGGAUAAUUUGAAGAAUUUGCUCAAGCAAAUCACAUCAUCAAAGUUUGCUGCACAAGCAAAUCGUCUUGCUGAGAUUGCAAAUAACUGCAAGGAAGUUGUGAAAGAAAAAACGCAUUAUAAUAAGCCACUCAUUAAUACCUUGGAUGAAUUUCGCAAGAUUGAGCCCGAUGAUCUGCAUAAUGAAGAAAAAAGUUUUCGAGUUAUUGCAAUGCCUCCUUCAUUCAUACCUAUGCCAACUAAGCCUAUGUUUUUCGAUUUGGCUUUAAAUCACAUUAAGGCAAGUCAAUUUUUGAUGCCAGAUCUGGAGUCAAAGAUUGCUUCCUACUCUGUUGAUAAAAAAGAAACACCAAAACGUGGUCAGCGGAAAAAUAAAGGGCCUAUAUCAAAUAAAGAGGAAUCAGAUGCAAGUCAGCAAGGAAUCGGUGGUUUGGUUAAGGGGUGGUUUUGGCGAAAGUAG
Messenger RNA from Thelazia callipaeda (thelaziosis nematode), 1923 nucleotides. The record is from the annotation of a GenBank genome assembly. NCBI's taxonomy places the organism in Eukaryota, Metazoa, Nematoda, Chromadorea, Rhabditida, Thelaziidae.